GAAGAAGAACCCGAAAGAAGAGAAGCAAUUAUAUAUGAAAAAAACUCCAAGACGAAGAAAACGGCGACUCCAAUAACUCCAGUAACGACGGCUCCAAUGGCGAAAUCAAACCCGGAAGAAAGAGAAGCA
This is a messenger RNA of Ambispora leptoticha, 129 nucleotides long. The record is from the annotation of a GenBank genome assembly. NCBI's taxonomy places the organism in Eukaryota, Fungi, Glomeromycota, Glomeromycetes, Archaeosporales, Ambisporaceae.